Molecule: messenger RNA, 4125 nt
Organism: Lontra canadensis (Northern American river otter)
Lineage: Eukaryota; Metazoa; Chordata; Mammalia; Carnivora; Mustelidae
Gene: GRID2IP
Product: Grid2 interacting protein
Exons: 21
Coding region: 72-3176 (1034 amino acids)
Molecular function (GO): protein binding
Source: RefSeq, a predicted model, not a curated record
CCCUCGCUCUCCUCGCGGGCUCGACCACCCCUACCUGUCGGCACCUGCCACGCCGCCGUCGCCGGCUCCAGAUGGGGAAGGACCAGGGCUUCUCUCGGCACUUUCGGAUCUUCAUCCCCAAGAAGCACCGGGCGCGCUUCGACGAAGUGGUGUCACAGGGUCUGCUGGGCAAGUUGUGCCGCGCUCGGCGGGCGCAAGGCGCGCAGGGGCUGCGCCGGAGCCGCAGCGAGGAGCGGCCGGAGCGCCUCCUGGUGUCCACUCGCGCCAGCGCGGCCCCGCGCCGCCCGGACGAGCCGCCACCGCGCAAGGCUGCCUCUCUGCUGGGCGGCCGUGCGGGCCCAGGGGGCACGCGCAGGACAGUACGAGUCUACAAGGGCAACAAGAGCUUCGGCUUCACGCUGCGCGGUCACGGGCCUGUCUGGAUCGAGUCUGUCCUACCUGGGAGCCCGGCUGACAAUGCAUCCCUCAAGUCAGGAGACCGGAUCCUCUUCCUCAAUGGACUGGACAUGAGGAACUGCUCCCAUGACAAGGUGGUGUCCAUGCUUCAAGGCAGCGGCGCGAUGCCCACACUGGUGGUGGAGGAGGGGCUCGUCCCAUUUGCCAGCGACUCCGAUUCCUUGGAUUCCCCCAACCCAUCCUCGGCGCUCACCUCCUUGCAGUGGGUAGCAGAGAUCCUGCCCUCCAGCAUCCGGGUGCAGGGGAGGACUUUCAGCCAGCAGCUGGAGCACCUCCUCACGCCUCCCGAGCGCUAUGGCAUCUGCCGGGCCCUCGAGAGCUUCUUCCAGCACAGGAACAUUGACACCCUCAUCGUGGACGUCUACCCGGUGCUGGACACGCCAGCCAAGCAAGUUCUCUGGCAGUUCAUCUACCAGCUGCUGACUUACGAGGAGCAGGAACUCUGCCAGGAGAAAAUCGCGUGCUUCCUGGGCUACACGGCCAUGACAGCAGAGCCCGAGCCCGAGCUGGACCUGGAGCCGGAGCUAGAGCCGGAGCCCGAGCCGGUGCCUGAGCUGCAGCGGCGCAGUUCACUGAGGGCUUCGUCCAUGUGCCGCCGCAGCCUCCGGUCCCAGGGCCUGGAGGCCAGCCUCAGUUGCGGUCCCGGCGACUGCCCCGAGAUGCCUCUUCCUCUAAUUCCAGGCGAGCGCCAGGCGGGCGACGGCACGUCCCUCCCUGAGACCCCCAACCCUAAGAUGAUGUCAGCCGUCUAUGCAGAGCUCGAGUCCCGGCUGAACAGCAGCUUCAAAGGGAAGGUGGGGACCACGUCCAGAUCCCGUGCCUCCCCACCAGUGCCCAGCCCGGCAGGCCCAGCAGGGCCCAGGACCCUGUCCAGCAUCUCGUGGCCCAGCGAGCGACUCCUGCCCUCCCCCUGCUACUACCCACUGUGUUCAGGGGGCCUGGCCUCCCCCAGCAGCUCUGAGUCCCACCCCUACGCCAGCCUGGACAGCAGCAGGGCACCCUCCCCACAGCCAGACCCUGGGCCCAUCCGCUCCGACAGCCCCCCAAGCCCGGACCCUGCCCGCCCGCCCAGCCGUAGGAAGCUCUUCACCUUCUCCCGCCCUGUGCAAAGCCGGGAUACUGACCGCUUCCUGGAUGUGCUGAGUGAGCAGCUGGGCCCCCGGGUCGCUGUCGUGGAUGACUUCCUGAGCCCUGAGAAUGAUUAUGAGGAGAUGAGCUUCCACGAUGACCAGGGGAGCUUUGUGACCAAUGAGCGGAGCAGCGCUAGUGAGUGCAUCAGCAGCAGUGAGGAGGGCAGCUCCCUGACCUACUCCUCCAUCUCCGACCACAUCCCCCCACCCCCACUCAGCCCCCCGCCUCCACCACCUCUGCCCUUCCAUGACCCAAAGCCCAGCUCCCGAACCCCUGAUGGUCCCCGGGGCCCUUCUCAGACACUGGCCAAGCCCCUCACCCAACUCAGCCACCCUGUCCCUCCACCGCCCCCACCACCCCUGCCCCCACCGGUGCCCUGUGCACCCCCCAUGCUGUCCCGGGGCCUGGGCCACCGGCGAAGUGAGACCAGUCACAUGAGCGUCAAGCGCCUGCGGUGGGAGCAGGUGGAGAACUCGGAAGGCACCAUCUGGGGUCAGCUCGGGGAAGAUUCUGACUAUGACAAGCUGAGCGACAUGGUGAAAUAUCUUGAUUUGGAGCUCCAUUUUGGCACCCAGAAACCUACCAAGCCAGUGCCUGGGCCUGAACCCUUCAGGAAAAAAGAGGUGGUGGAGAUCCUGUCUCACAAGAAGGCCUACAACACCUCCAUCCUGCUGGCUCACCUGAAGCUGAGCCCGGCGGAGCUGCGGCAGGUGCUCAUGAGCAUGGAGCCCCGGCGCCUGGAGCCCGCGCACCUGGCGCAGCUGCUGCUCUUCGCGCCCGACGCCGACGAGGAGCAGCGCUACCAGGCCUUCCGCGAGGCGCCCGGCCGCCUCAGCGAGCCCGAUCAAUUCGUCCUGCAGAUGCUCUCGGUUCCCGAAUACAAAACCCGCUUGCGAAGCCUGCACUUCCAAGCCACCCUGCAAGAGAAGACGGAGGAGAUCCGGGGCAGCCUGGAGUGCUUGCGCCAGGCCUCCCUUGAGCUCAGGAACAGCCGGAGGCUCGCCAAGAUCCUGGAGUUUGUGUUGGCCAUGGGCAACUAUCUCAAUGACGGACAGCCCAAAACCAACAAGACCACCGGCUUCAAGAUCAACUUCCUGACAGAGCUGAACUCCACCAAGACUGUGGACGGGAAGUCCACCUUCCUGCACAUCCUUGCCAAAUCACUGAGCCAGCACUUUCCAGAACUCCUGGGCUUUGCUCAGGACCUGCCCACAGUGCCCCUGGCUGCCAAAGUGAACCAACGGGCCCUGACCAGUGAUCUGGCUGACCUCCAUGGCACCAUCAGUGAGAUACAGGCUGCUUGCCAGAGCAUGUGCCCCUCCAGUGAGGACAAGUUUGCUGUGGUCAUGACGUCCUUCCUAGAGACGGCCCAGCCGGUGUUGCGGGCCCUGGACGGGCUGCAGCGCGAGGCCAUGGAGGAGCUGGGCAGGGCGCUGGCCUUCUUCGGCGAGGACUCCAAAGCCACCACCUCUGAGGCCUUCUUUGGCAUCUUCGCAGAGUUCAUGAGCAAGUUCGAGCGAGCACUCAGUGACCUGGAGGCUGGGGAUGGCCCGCGCAGCUCGGGGAUGGUUUCACCCCUGGCCUGGUGACCUGCGGAGCCUGUCCUACCUGAGGCCCGUCCCAGUGGCCUGGAGCAGCCCAGAGAAGCCUGGUGGGAGACGGGGCCCAGCCUCCCCGUGGCUCCAGCUACCUCAGCCGUCAGGCUCUGGGCACCGGGAAGGUGCAGGGUCCGCCGGCUGCCCCUCUGUGGGCCUUGGCCCUGACUCUGGCUCCAAUGGAGCACUGGGGGCUUGAGGCGAAGAGGAGGUGCCAACUCCCCAAGGAGUGUGAACCUUGGCUGCCCACAGGUGUGCUCACCCUGGAAGGCCUGGCUUUGCCCUGCCUUGCUCUGGGCCUUGGAGCAGGUGCUGGCUGUGCACACCCUCAGGACUCUGGCUGGUCCCAGGGAGGGGUGACAGGGCUGCGACCCGCAAAUGGACUGUGGGGCAGCCCCCACCCUGGAGCAGCGUCUGCUGUCUGCCCCUCCAAGCUUGGCCAGAGCAUACUCCGCCCCAAACGAGGACAUCGGAAUCUCCUUUUGGGGCCUGCUCCCAGUGGACUGGAGUGACGCCCUUGCAGAACAUUCACUCUGGAGCCUGGAGAAGGUGACAGAUGCCCUUGAACAUGCCCGGCCAGUGGGCACAAUUGGCCUUGAGGUCCCUUUCCCAGCCCCAGCCUCCUGGGGCAGCUCAGAAGAAAGCAGGAGAAAGGACAUCCCUGGGUACAGGGAUCUGGGGGCCCGGGCACCUAGUCUGGGUCUUGGAAGCUGGAAGAAACUGCAGCCAGCUGCAUCCCAGAAGCAGGACAGGCAGGACAGAUGCUGGGCAGGGAUCCGGAGGAGGCGAGGAUUAGGAAGACACGCCAUGUCAGACUGGAGAAUUGGGGGCUUUAUCCAGCAGACAAGUUUUAGUUCAGUUUGGGGAGCCUGAAAGUGGGAUGGUGUGGUCAAGGUAGGGGCAGAGAGAACAGAAAGAUAUCCAGGUGCUGGGUCAGCAGGAC